UGGAGAGUGCCUCACCCUUUUUAAAAAUGCCCCGGAAGUGCCUUCGCCCUCAGUAAAGAUGGCCGUAGCACUUGGCGUGAAGGAGGUGGGUCUGCGCCUGCGCAACAAGUUCGGCCGGGAAAGAUGGCGGAUGACAAGGACUCUCUCCCCAAACUUAAGGAUCUGGCAUUUCUCAAGAACCAGCUGGAGCACCUGCAGCGCCGUGUAGAAGAUGAAGUCAGCAGUGGCAUGGGACAGGAUGGCUCCCUGUUGUCCUCUCCGUUCCUCAAGGGAUUCCUGGCUGGCUAUGUGGUAGCCAAACUGAGGGCAUCAGCAGUAUUGGGCUUUGCUGUGGGAACCUUCACUGGCAUCUACACAGCUCAAGCAUAUGCUGUGCCCAAUGUGGAGAAGACAUUGAGGGACUAUUUGCGGUCACUGCGCAAGGGACCUGACUAGCUCUGGAUGCCAUGGCGGAGGCAGGAUGAGCAGCUGGGGAUUGCAGGUGGCAGUCUUUGGACCACAGACAUUCCAUCUAGCUUCCCUGGCUAUCAUCAAUUUGCUAUUUCCAACUUUCCUGCCACCUCUAUCCUUGCUUCCUUUUCUGCAGAGUGUGGA
Molecule: messenger RNA, 594 nt
Organism: Nycticebus coucang (slow loris)
Lineage: Eukaryota; Metazoa; Chordata; Mammalia; Primates; Lorisidae
Product: SLC35A4 upstream open reading frame protein
Exons: 3
Coding region: 124-435 (103 amino acids)
Source: RefSeq, a predicted model, not a curated record